Molecule: messenger RNA, 2631 nt
Organism: Trichechus manatus latirostris (Florida manatee)
Lineage: Eukaryota; Metazoa; Chordata; Mammalia; Sirenia; Trichechidae
Gene: IL2RB
Product: interleukin 2 receptor subunit beta
Exons: 9
Coding region: 151-1806 (551 amino acids)
Biological process (GO): cytokine-mediated signaling pathway
Cellular component (GO): external side of plasma membrane; membrane
Molecular function (GO): cytokine receptor activity; interleukin-2 binding
Source: RefSeq, a predicted model, not a curated record
CUGUGGUGGGAAGCAGAUCGGGGCACCCCGGGAGGGGAGGGCCAGCCUGCCCCCCUUGGCAGGGAGGACAACCACGGAGGGUGUUCACUGGUGCUCUCUCCCCUCUCCUCCCUCCAGGGCCCCCUUCCCCAGCUCCACCCGGUGGAUGUGAUGGCAGCUCUUCCUGUGCCCUGGAGUCUGCGCCUCCUCGUCUUCCUCCUCCCCCUGGCCAUCCCUCAGCUGUCCACAGUGGUGACUGACGCUUCCACACUCACGUGCUUCUACAACUCGAGGGCCAACAUCUCCUGCGUCUGGAGCCAGGAUGGGACUCUGCAGGCCACAGCCUGCCAAGUUCACGCCCAACCAGAUAAGCGGCAAUGGAGCAAAACCUGCGAGCUCCUCCCCACGAUGCGGCAGUCCUGGGCCUGUAACUUGAUCCUUGGAGCUCCAAAUUCUCAGAAACUGACAGCAGCUGAUGUCAUCAACAUAAGUGUGACGUGCCUCGAAGGCAAGAGGCGGAGGAUGGUGAAAACGCAGGAAUUCAAGCCCUUUGAGAACCUUCGCCUGAUGGCCCCUGACUCCCUCCGAGUUGUCCACGUAGAGGCCCACAGGUGCAAUGUCACCUGGACCCUCACCCAGUUCUCCCACUACAUUGAAAAUUACCUGGAGUUCGAGGCCCAAACACGGCCCCUGGACCACAGCUGGGAGGAGGUCUCCCUGCUGAGCCUCAAGCAGAACCAGCAAUGGAUUUACCUGGAGUCACUGGUGCCAGACACCGCUUACGAGUUUCAGGUGAGGGCCAGGGCCUGUAAAGGCAGCAACAUGACCUGGAGCCCCUGGAGCCAACCCCUGGCCUUUAGGACAAAGCCUGCAGCCCCCGGGAAGACUCCGUCCUUUUCUUGGUUGGGCCACAUGUUCGUGGGCCUCAGCGGCGCCUUUGCCUUCAGCAUCUUAGUCUACUUGCGGGCCAACUGCCGGUACAUUGGGCCAUGGUUGAAGAAGGUUCUGAAGUGCCACAUCCCAGACCCCUCGGAGUUCUUUUCCCAGCUGAGCACAGAGCACGGAGGAGACUUCCAGAAGUGGCUCUCCUCGCCCUUCCCCUCGUCUUCCUUCAGCCCCGUUGGCCCAGCGCCUGAGAUCUCCCCGCUGGAAGUGCUGGAGAGGGACGCCAAGGCCAUGCAGCUGCUCCUGCGGCCUGAGGACAAAGUGCCUGCACCCUCACCCAGCAGUCACUCACACACCAGCUGCUUUACCAACCAGGGCUACUUCUUCUUCCACCUCCCGGAUGCCCUGGAGAUUGAGGCCUGCCAGGUGUACUUCACCUAUGACCCCUGCACUGAGGAGUCCGAUGAGGGCAGGCCCGGGGCGCCCGCGGGGUCUCCCCUGCCAGCCCUACCACCACUGCCAGGGGAGGACGAUGCCUACUGCACCUUCCCCCCUGGGGACGACCUGCUGCUUUUCUCCCCCAGUCUCCUCACUGGCCCGGGUCCCCCAAACAGUGCUCUCCGGGGCAGCGGGGCCAGGGAGGAGAGGCUGCCCCGCUCCCUUCAUGGGGAAGUUUCUGGAGACUCAGACCCCAGACCCCUGGUGCCUCCUGCCCCAAGAGCCCCCAGCCUAGUGGCUGACCAGUCACUCCUGGAGCUGGCGCCGGGAGAAGCUGGAGAGGAAGCCCCUGUCCCCCGCUCUGGGGAUGGGGCCGGAUCCCCCUGGGCCACCCUUCCUGGGCAGGGUCAGGUCAGGGCCCUCGCCUCCCGCCUAGCCUUGAACACUGAUGCCUACCUGUCCCUCCAAGAGCUCCAGGCUCAGGACCCAGCUUACUCAGCAUAGACAGACGGCCAACGGGGGGAGGCGCCAGACGACCUCCGCCCAAACCCACACACUGUGUUCUCUUCCAAACCUCAACUGCUGCUCUCUGGUCCCAUCCCCAAGCCAGCAACUGGGAAGGGGGUCUCCUUUGACCCUCCAUCUCCUCAUCAGUCAUGGAGUUCUGUGGGUUUUGCCUCUGAAGCACCCCUUCUCUCUAGCCCUGUAGUGGCUUGCUGACCUCAGUCCUCAUGGCUCUCCAAGGGUCACCACUGGCCUCACUGGCUGCCUGCCCCAGUCUUGCCCCCUCACACCCACCCUCCACAGGGCAGCCAGGGCACUCUGUUCAAAUCACAAAUAAUGCCAUGCUCCUCCCCUAACACCCAGCAUAGCUCCCCAUUGCCCUCAGCAUUAGAUCCACACUCCUCAGCCUGCAUGCCUGUCCACGUCAUACUGGGAUAUUUCCUUCUGGAACCUCACAAGGGUCCUACUGGAUGAACCACUUGUAACUCCCUCGUCCCCCCACAUCUUUGCAGACUGUUCCCUGUUCCUGGAGUACCCUCUCCUCCCUCAUCCAGGUGACAAACAUUCCUUAUCCCAAGGGUCAGUCUGCUUCUCCUGGAGGAAAAUACUGCCUUCGUAAUGUGCCAAAGCUUCUAGGUUCAGCCCCAGAAGGAGAAGCUCUCAGGGCCACAGGGCAAAGGGACAAAGCGGCCCUGUCAUUUCUCCCUUGAGAUCUCUUGUGACCUCUGAACACUUGGCUGUCAUUGUUGUUACUUGCCAUUAGUCAUCUCUGACUCACGGUGAUCUUAUAUAUAACAGAACAAAAUGUUGCCUGGUCCUGCGCCA